This is a messenger RNA of Acanthamoeba castellanii str. Neff, 1455 nucleotides long. RefSeq lists its product as uncharacterized. Gene Ontology annotation, biological process: mitochondrial respiratory chain complex I assembly. Gene Ontology annotation, cellular component: mitochondrion. Gene Ontology annotation, molecular function: protein-arginine omega-N symmetric methyltransferase activity. NCBI's taxonomy places the organism in Eukaryota, Discosea, Longamoebia, Acanthamoebidae. Bases 1 to 1455 code for a protein of 484 amino acids. The transcript is spliced from 13 exons. The record is from RefSeq and is a predicted model, not a curated record.
AUGACCUCGCGAGCCAUCUCCAUCGACACCAGUGGCCUCUACAAACACAAGCCGCACGGACCAGCGGGGAAGAAGUCGGCCGACACGCCGCUGUUGAGCCACCUUCGUGCCAACAUUCAGCUCCGCGGACCGAUCUCGGUGGCCACCUACAUGAAAGAGGCCCUCACCAACCCCAUGCACGGCUACUACAUGAACAAGGACGCCUUUGGGCAGAAGGGCGACUUCAUCACCUCGCCCGAGAUCAGUCAGAUGUUUGGUGAGGCGCUUGGCGUGUGGUGCAGCGAUCUCUGGGAGAAGUUGGGUCGGCCGGCCAUGUGGAACCUAGUCGAGCUGGGACCUGGUCGUGGCUCGCUCAUGCACGACAUGCUACGCGUGUUGAAGAAGACGCCGGAGCUGUUUGGUCAGAUGACGAUUCACAUGGUGGAGGUGAGCCCCUACCUGAGGCAAAAGCAAGCGGCCACGCUCGGCUGCGACCCUACCCUGCUCAGCGGUGAUGCCGCCAAGGAAACGUCCUCAACCGAGGACAGGGAAGGCUCCAAAAUUUUGAAGGCCGGGGCGGCCAACUUCGCUGCAGACACGAGAGACACCAAGCCCACCGCCGGGCGGGAGGAAACGGGACACUGGAGCUCGCCCGUGCUCACGGGCGCCGACGGCGUGCGGGUCCAAUGGCACCGGCACUUCCGGGACGUGCCCCCCGGCCCAUUCCUCGUCGUGGCUCAUGAGCUGUUUGAUGCGCUGCCCGUGUACCACUUUGAAUAUACGGAGAAGGGCUGGCUCGAGCGACUGGUGGACGUGGACCAGGGCGAGGGUCCGCACCACCUCCGCUACGUGCUCUCGCCCGGACCCACCUACGCCACCAUGGCUCUCCUGCGGCAGGCGGGCGUGAGCACAGAGCCGAAGCCGAAGCUGAAGCAAAAGGCCCCGACGGCCAGCUUCUCCUAUCGAGGCGGCGAAGAUGACGACGACGACAAUGACGACGACAACAGGCCCACCGACGGCCCCAAGGUCGGCGACCGUAUCGAGGUGUGCGCCGAGGGCAUGGCCUUGGCGAGCCAGAUCUCGGAGAAGAUAGCCAGAGAGCAGGGCCGGGGCGCCGCGCUGGUGAUCGACUAUGGGCAGGACAGGACGCGUGAGGACACCCUACGCGCCAUCAAAAAUCACAAGAUCCAGGAUGUGCUAUGCGAGCCCGGCCUGGCGGACAUCACAGCUGAGUCGAUUUUUCCUCGCUUCGCCGCACGGCUCAGCAGACCCGGCCAGUUCCUGCAGGAGCUCGGCAUCGACGCUCGGCUGGCCACGCUCCUCAGGAGCGCUGGAGACGACAGUGCGCAAGCAAAGGAUCUGAUCGCCGCCUACGAGAGACUUGUGGACGACGAGCAGAUGGGCCUCACCUACAAGGCCAUGACCAUCUGCAGUCUCCACAACGUCAAGCAGCCGCCCGUUGGCUUCUCUCUGUAG